Lacerta agilis (Sand lizard) is the source of this 1957-nucleotide messenger RNA. Its product is annotated as kelch-like protein 1. The transcript has 4 exons. Lineage: Eukaryota; Metazoa; Chordata; Lepidosauria; Squamata; Lacertidae. The record is from RefSeq and is a predicted model, not a curated record. Gene Ontology annotation, molecular function: protein binding. The coding region runs from base 32 to 1894 and encodes 620 amino acids.
GGAUAGCAGCUUUACUCGCCAGACAUCCCCAAUGGCUAAGACUACAGAGGCUCCGAGGGAGAAAGAAUUGGGGUCAGAUGACCCCCAAAGCGAACUACUGUCUUUGAGACACAUCAUCAGGCAGGGUAUCAAGCAGCUGUACCAGACUCAACAGCUCUGUGAUGUCACCCUGGUGGCCGAAGGAAGAAAGUUCCCUUGCCACAGAACACUCUUGGCUUCCAUCAGCCUCUACUUCCAGCGAAUGUUCACCAGCACCUUCAAGGAAUCCCGGGAGGGGGAAAUUGUGCUGAUGGAUUUGACGGCCUCCUCCCUCCAGAGGCUCCUGGAUUACAUCUAUACAGGGGAGCUGCUGGUCCUCUCUGAAGACGUAGAAGAGCUGUUCACAGCAGCCAGCAGGCUUCAAAUCAUGUCUGCGUUGGAAAUCAUCACCAGAUUCCUCAUGGAGAGGAUUUCCAUGGAGAACUGCUUGAGUCUUUACGUGCUGGCGUAUUCCCACAACCACCGGCCUCUCCUCCGCCCGGCCUCGCGCUACAUUGCCUUCCAUUUUGAGCACCUCGUUGAGCUCACAGCCUUCCUUGCCCUCGACUUCAGCGUCCUGGUCAGCAUAAUUGCCUCAGACAGCCUGGAGGUGGACUCCGAGCUGACCAUCUACAGGGCCAUGCGCCGCUGGGUGUAUCACAACCCUGAUGAGCGCCUCCUGAAGCACGCGGCCCUGAUGGACCACAUCCGCCUCUCUCUCCUGAGCCCUGAGGAACUCGCCGAGGUCCGGGCCGAGACAGAAGAGUUUUAUGAGUGCGUCCGACUGCCGUGGGAGGAACUCAGCGUCCCUGAGCGGCUGUGGGCCAGCAGAGGCCUGCGGCAAGGCAUGUACCACAAGGGCAUUGUUUGCGUGGGGCUCCCCAAAUGGAGCAAGAUGAGCCUGGGGGACGAGGAGCUGGAUUCUCACGUGCACUUCUUUGACCCGUCCACUGAGCAGUGGGAGCAGCUUCCCGACCUGAAAUCGCUGACCUCGCCUAGCUGCGUUUCUCUGGGCCACAAGCUCUACAUCACCGGCGGGCAGCAUCUAGAUGGCUCCUACUCCAAUAACCUGCUGGUGUACGACACGCUUGGGGGCCACUGGUCCAAGCUGCCUCCCAUGUCCACAGCCCGGGCGUGGCACGCCUUCCUCCUAUGCCACAAAAGGCUGUAUGCUGCUGGUGGCUGGGACAGCACCGGGACUCUCGUGUGCGCUGAGAGCUACGACUUGGAGCGCGAGGAGUGGACGGACAUCUCCAGCCUCCCCUUUGCAUUGACUUAUUUCUCCUCUGUGACACUCAAGAGCAAACUGUACCUCGUCGGCGGGGAAAGGGAUGACUCCGAACUUCCCGUCCCUCACAAGGGGUUCCUGGUUUACGACAUCAAAUCCGGCGCCUGGUCCCAGGUCCCCAUGGCCUUUGAAUUCUACGAGGCCAGCGCUGUCACCUUGGGCGACUGCAUAUUUGUGGUCGGGGGGCUCUCCGGGGAGGGCAUUGAGGGCUCCCGGUACUUCACCGGCCGUUGCGUCUGCCUGCUGAGCGAUGGCACGGUGAACCAAGAACUCUCCAUCCCUCUCCUCCCCAUCGCCAUCUCUUACCCGGGUGUCGUCUGCUGGAGGAAGAGGGUGUAUGUCUUUGGGGGCGACAGCAACGACCGCUAUUCCAGCGCGAUCCAUUACUGGGAGCCAGGCCAGCAGAACUGGGUCCAGUGCGUGGCAACUUUACCUGACCCCCACUAUGGGGCGUUUGGCUUUGGCUGCAUUCCACUCAAGGUCCCGAGAAAAAACAUCCUGGCUGUCUUUCACCGGGGAUCCGCCUUCGAGGUGGAGGAGCAGGCGGAAGACAGAUUGGAACCCUGCCCAGUGGCCAACCUUACUUAGCACAUUUUUGGUCCUUGUUAUUUUUAAUUGGUUUAUUUAAAAAGAGAGAGACCUGAAGCCAAA